This is a messenger RNA of Culex quinquefasciatus (southern house mosquito), 4538 nucleotides long. It is a transcript of the gene Karybeta3, whose product is annotated as importin-5. Gene Ontology annotation, cellular component: cytoplasm; nucleus. NCBI's taxonomy places the organism in Eukaryota, Metazoa, Arthropoda, Insecta, Diptera, Culicidae. Bases 167 to 3478 code for a protein of 1103 amino acids. Gene Ontology annotation, biological process: protein import into nucleus. The transcript is spliced from 5 exons. The record is from RefSeq and is a predicted model, not a curated record. Gene Ontology annotation, molecular function: nuclear import signal receptor activity; protein binding.
UCUCCGGCGCGCCGCCAGCAGCUGCCAGAAGGAGAGCGCGACGUCCGCCUGUCAGCCAGCCAGAGUCAGCAGAGGAGAACAAGAAAAAAUCGUCUGUGUCGCGUGCGUGUGUGCCCCGAGAGGAGGUUUAUUUUUUCUUUCUUUUCCCCCGUGCGAAUGCGAAAUAAUGGCUGCGGAUCAGGCUCAGUUUCAGCAGCUGCUUAAUUCCCUGCUCUCGAUCGACAACGAUGUCCGGACGCAGGCCGAGGAGGCCUACAACAACCUGCCAUGCGAGGGCAAGGUGACACACCUGCUGGGAGCGGUCCAGAGCCAGCAGAUGGCCGAGGACGCCCGCAUGAUGGCGGCGGUGCUGCUGCGGCGGCUGUUCAGCGCCGAGUUCCAGGACUUUUACAACCCGCUGCCGCCGGAGUCGAAGGAACAGCUGAAGCAGCAGGUUCUGCUGACGCUGCAACUGAACGAAAGUCCGGGCCUGCGGCGUAAGAUCUGCGAGGUCGUGGCCGAGGUGGCGCGCAACCUGAUCGACGACGACGGCAACAACCAGUGGCCGGAGUUUCUGCAGUUUCUGUUCCAGUGUGCGAGCGCCCCGAGCGUCCAGCUGCAGGAAUCGGCGCUGCGAAUCUUCUCGUCGGUGCCGGGCAUCUUCGGCAACCAGCAGGGUCAGCACCUGCAGCUGAUUAAGCAAAUGUUGGUCAAAUAUCUGGACCCGUCGUCCGAUCCGGAGGUGCGCUUCCAGGCGGUUCGUGCCGUCGGUGCGUUUAUUCUGCUGCACGACAAGGAAGAUGACGUCCAGCGUCAGUUUGGCGAUUUGCUGCCACGGGUGAUUAUGAUUACGGCCGAAAGUAUCGACGAACAGGACGAUCAGACGCUGAUUAAGCUGUUGAUUGACAUGGCCGAAAGUGUCCCACGGUUUCUGCGGCCGCAGCUUGAGCCGAUCUUCGAGAUGUGCAUGAAGGUGUUUAGCAGUCCGGACGUGGAGGACAGUUGGCGCCACUUGGCUCUGGAGGUGAUGGUUUCGCUGUCGGAGAAUGCUCCGGCGAUGGUUCGCAAGCGGGCGGAGAAGUACGUGGCUUCGUUGGUUCCGCUGGUGCUACAGAUGAUGACCGACCUGGAGGACGACGAGGAGUGGUCGGUGUCGGAUGAGAUCGCCGAGGAUGACACGAGCGACAACAACGUGAUUGCCGAGUCGGCGUUGGAUCGCUUGGCGUGUGGUCUUGGGGGGAAGGCCAUUCUGCCGCACAUUGUCGGAAACAUUCCAAACAUGUUGAACAGUCCGGACUGGAAGCAACGGCACGCUGCGCUGAUGGCCAUCUCGGCCGCUGGCGAGGGUUGCCACAAGCAGAUGGAGACCAUGCUGGAGAACAUCAUGCAGGGCGUGCUCAAGUAUUUGAUGGAUCCCCACCCGAGGGUUCGUUACGCCGCGUGUAACGCCAUCGGUCAAAUGGCCACCGACUUUGCGCCGGUCUUCGAGAAAAAGUUCCACGAACAGGUCAUCCCGGGACUGCUUAGCUUGCUCGAUGACGUGCAGAACCCGCGAGUACAGGCUCACGCCGGAGCGGCUCUGGUCAACUUUAGCGAGGAUUGUCCGAAGAACAUCUUGACGCGUUACUUGGACGGAAUAAUGGGCAAGCUGGAGGCGAUUCUGACCACCAAGUUCAAGGAGCUGGUCGAGAAGGGCACCAAGCUGGUGUUGGAGCAGGUCGUGACGACGAUUGCGUCGGUCGCGGACACCACGGAGAAGGACUUUGUCGGAUAUUACGAUCGGUUGAUGCCCUGCCUGAAGUACAUCAUCCAGAACGGCAACAGCGAAGAUCUGCGACUGCUGCGUGGCAAGACGAUCGAGUGCGUCUCGUUGAUUGGACUGGCUGUGGGUGCGGAAAAGUUCAUGUCCGAUGCGUCGGAUGUGAUGGACAUGCUGCUGAAGACCCACACCGAGGGAGAUCUGCCGGACGAUGAUCCGCAGACGUCGUAUCUGAUUUCCGCUUGGGCGCGAAUUUGCAAGAUCUUGGGCAAACAGUUCGAGCAGUAUUUGCCACUGGUGAUGGGACCGGUCAUGAGGACGGCCUCGAUGAAGCCGGAAGUGGCCCUGCUGGACAACGACGAGGUGCAGGACGUGGACGGUGACAACGACUGGCAGUUUGUGAACCUGGGUGAACAGCAGAACUUUGGAAUCCGCACGGCCGGACUCGAGGACAAGGCGUCGGCUUGCGAAAUGUUGGUUUGCUACGCCCGCGAGCUGAAGGAUGGUUUCGCCAACUACGCCGAAGAGGUGGUCCGUCUAAUGGUGCCCAUGUUGAAGUUCUACUUCCACGACGGAGUCCGCACGGCCGCGGCUGAAUCGCUGCCCUAUCUGCUGGACUGCGCCAAGAUCAAGGGACCGACCUACCUGGAAGGAAUGUGGCUGUACAUCUGCCCCGAGCUGCUCAAAGCCAUCGACUCCGAACCGGAACCGGACGUACAAGCCGAACUGCUCCACUCACUGGCCAAAUGUAUCGAAACCCUCGGCGCCGCCUGCCUCUCCAAGGAAGCUAUGGACGAAGUGCUCAAGAUCAUCGACAAGUUCAUGAACCAGCACUUCCAAAAGGAAGAGAAACGCGCCCUGGCCCGCAAGGAAGAGGACUACGACGAUGGCGUUGAGGAGCAGCUCGCCGAAGAGGACGACGCCGACAUCUAUCUGCUGUCCCGGAUUUCCGACAUUAUCCACGCCCUGUUCCUCACCUACAAGGACGGCUUCCUGCCGUACUUCCAGCAGGUCGUGCCACACUUUGUCAAACUGCUCGACCCGACCAAGGCCUGGGCCGACCGGCAGUGGGGACUCUGCAUAUUCGACGAUCUUAUCGAAUACAGCGGUCCGAUGAGCGCCCAGUACCAGGCCUACUUCCUGCAGCCGAUGCUGGAGUACAUCAAGGACAAGCAACCGGAGGUGCGGCAAGCGGCCGUGUACGGAUGUGGCGUGCUGGCACAGUUUGGCGGCGAUCAGUACUCGAUGACGUGCGCCCAGGCCAUCCAGCUGCUGAUCGAGGUGAUCAUGGUGCCGGGCAGCCGCGAACCGGAGAACGUCAACCCGACGGAGAACGCCAUCUCAGCCGUUACGAAGAUCCUCAAGUAUAACAACAAGGCGCUCACGAACCCGGACGAAAUCAUUGCACUUUGGUUCUCGUGGCUCCCGGUGGUGGAGGACGACGACGAGGCGAUCCACGUGUACGGCUACCUGUGCGAUCUGAUCCAGGCGAACCAUCCGGUCGUGCUCGGCGAGAACAACUCGAACCUCCCGCGGAUCGUGUCCAUCUUCGCCGAGGCGUUCUACCGCGAGGCCAUGUCCGUGGGCCACGCCGAGUCGACGCGGAUGCUGGCCAUCGUCAAGCAGAUCGAGGCCAGUCCGGACAUUUUCCAGGCGUGCAUAAACCAGCUGACGGCGGAACAGAAGGCGGCCCUCGAGGAGGCGUACCGAGCAGCGGCGGCGAUCCCGAUUGCGCAGUAAACAGCAAAGUUUGGUGGCCAAUUGAACAGAGAGAAACAACAGUUUGUGUCAAGGAGAGGAACGGAAUCGCGAGAAAGUGAGAGAGAGAGAGAGCAUGAGACAUGAAAAGUGAGAGUGAGAAACCCCCGAAUUUAGGACCAUCCGGAGAUUGAUGUUUUUGUUUGUUCGUCGUGGACAGAGGAACUGUGGGACGUGAAUGUGUUAAGUUUUGGUUAUUAUUUCACCUUUGCUGCGGAAACAACAAUUGAAAAGCACUCACAACGUAUUCUGUAAGAUGAAAAGGGUUGAAGCACGCCCUGUCUCUUUUUGCCCCUCCCCCCCUCACCGUAAAUUGUAAGACUCUCCGGAGAUUGAGUUAGGAAAAUAUUAUAUAUCAUAAUAUAUAUAACUAUUUCUCUGCAAGCAAAUAUUAGCUUAUUAUCAAUUACUCCAUUAUUAUUAUUUUUUUGUUUUGUAUCAUUAUUGAUCAAAUACACAAACACACACGAUCGACAUUUAUAUUUACAGCUUUAGGUAGAAUCUAUUGUUCACCCCCCUCACUACCGCAAUAAAUGAUCCGGCAAACAGCAUCGUAGCGGCGCAAGAAUUCAAGUUCUCUUCAACCCCCCCUGUCCAGUUCUCAACUCUCCGAAUAGACUAGAAUCGGACCACUUGCAAAUUUUGAAUGUUUGUAGAUGAUGAUUCACACACACACACACUAAAACACGACGCGCUCUUUAGCUUCCGCAUAAUUCGCUUGAAAUCCGAUCCAAACGGUACUCUAUUGUGCAGAGAAUAUCAUCAGGCAGAAAUAUUAAACAAUACGCUUUAUUUUUUAUUAUUAUUUCCUUCAACUAGAAAACAAAAACACAACUUUUUGCGUGUGUUUCGAAGCAGCACGUUGCUCCAAAAUUUAAAUUGUAAAUAAGCGCAGCAAACAAAACAAAAGCAAAACUCGCCUCCCAAGCUGUUAUUUCCCAAGGAAAAACCCCGUUAUUUUUGCACCAUUUUGGCACUCCGUAUUAUUGGAUCUUAUUCGCUUGGCCAAAAAAAAAAAAAAACAAAAAAGAAAUCUGUUAAA